This is a messenger RNA of Myxocyprinus asiaticus (Chinese sucker), 9757 nucleotides long. Its product is annotated as disks large homolog 5-like. The record is from RefSeq and is a predicted model, not a curated record. Lineage: Eukaryota; Metazoa; Chordata; Actinopteri; Cypriniformes; Catostomidae. The transcript is spliced from 33 exons. Bases 324 to 6146 code for a protein of 1940 amino acids. Gene Ontology annotation, molecular function: protein binding. Gene Ontology annotation, biological process: regulation of apoptotic process.
AGCAGCUGCGGAGUUGUAGAGUCAUGGCGGAGCUACGCUGCGAUUUAGAAGAUCAUUGGAGUUGAGGCGAUACUUUGCGAUGGAUUCUCAAACUUAAAAUGACCGAAAGCGCGUUAGAGUUACGGGCGCCGUUAGGCCACCUUCAAACCGUCUGAAACAGAAAACUGGCAAAGAUGUGAGACCUCACGAAGCCGAAGAAAAAGUCUCGCGAAAGUCUAUACAAAUAUGGCUUCUUGUUUCUUUCAAUUUCGCGCGAAAAACUCUCUGACAGGAACGUUUCCAGAGCUUUCUGUGGUUCUGUUGUAGAGGACUGGCCGGGCGCGAUGGAUCCGAAGCACAAAGAGUUGCUGGAGCAGUCCGAGCAGAAGUUGUCGGAGUCCGUCACAGAUGUGGAUCGGCUGCUGGAGCUGCUGGCCCAGUCCGGCAGUCUGAGCCCGGCCGAGCGCAACGAGCUGGACAAGAACUGCUCCAGCAGCGCCGACAAAGUCCAUCUGCUCCUCAAGAUGCUAGUGGAAAACAAGGAAAUCGAUCAUUUCCAGGAGCUGUGCUGGGCUCUGGAGAAAACUCAGCCGCUGCUGCUCAACUCUCUGCUGCCUGUGGACCACCACAACACGGGUUCCACGUACAGCGUUCUAUCAGUGAUGCCGUCUGACUCGGAGAGCAGCAGUUCCCUCAGCAGUGUCGGUGAGUCCACAUCCUCCCCUCCUCCUGCACACCUGGAAAAGCAUGUGAUGAGCGAGAAGCUGGAGACGGUGAUUUUCCAACUCAGACAGGUGACACGUGAACGAGACGACCUGCGCAAAAGACUGGCUCUCUCCUCACCCGGCACCACCUUUGACGACUGCAGGCCUAGUGUGAAGUCUGGUCACGAUUACGAGCGUCUGAAGCUUCAGUGUAUGAAGGCCAUGUCGGAUCUACAGUCUCUUCAGAACCAGCACACCAAAACCCUGAAGAGAUGUGAGGAGGCUGUGAGAGACGCAGAUUACUACCAUACUCUGCAUGGGCGUGUGGUUGGUGAACAGACUCAGCUGCGAGAAGAGAUGGGGGCCGUGAAGCAGAACUACUCACAGCUCCUGCAACAGCACUCACAGCUGCAGCAAACCUGCGACGAGCUGCGCCGUAUCCAUGACAGUGACCAGAGAGAGGUGGCAGACAUGCGCCUGCAGCAGCAACAGGUCAUGCGGGAGAACGGCUCGUCGGACCUGCUCAAUAAACUCUAUGACACAACCUUAAACAAACUGGAGGGCAUAAAGAAAGAGUACGACACCCUGAGAAAGCGCUACAAUGAGAAGACGGUGAGUCAUAAUGCAGACCUGAGCCGUCUGGAGAAGACAGAGGAGGAGAACAGACAUCUGCAGAAACAGCUGGAUGUUCUGCUGAAACAAAGAGACUCUGCAUUGCAUUACCAGCAGCAGUACAGCAGCUCAACCAGGAGGUUUGAGAGUCUCCAGCAGGAGCUGAAUAAGAUUUCUGCUCAGAACGAUGAGCUUCAGAGAGAAAUGGAGUGUCUUCAGAUGGAGAGUACACGCUACAAGACCCUGCAGCUGAAGGCCGUGAAAGAUGCGGAUAAACUGAAGGAAGAGAGAGAUUCUGUGUUAAAUGAGUACAGACUGAUCAUGAGCGAGAGAGAUCAGGUCAUUAAAGAGGUGGAUAAACUACAGACGGGGCUGGACGCUGCAGAGGCCAAACUCAAGAACACGUCCAGCGAGAGAAGUGUCGCUAGCGAAGAGAUUGAGGCGCUAAGACAGGAACUGAACUCUUCUCUGGUGGAUCGGGACCGGGCGAUCCGUGAGAAGGCUGAACUGCUGGAGAAAUACUGUCAUGAGGUGCAGGAUAAGGCUGAGACACAGAAGGAACUGAGCCAGGCCUGUAAGGACAUAGAGAUGGUGCGAGAGGAGCGGGACGUGGCCCGUAAAGAGAGAACAGAAGCCAUUAUACAGAGAGACCAGCUCCUGAGAGAGUAUUACCAGGCCAGACAGAAGCAGGACAGUGCGACGCUGGACAUGGAGCGUGUCAGUAAAGAGCUUGAUGUAUUGAGGAAACAAUGUGAGGCCGUGUCUGAGGAGCUGCAGGAGGCCGUGCAGGAUGCAGAAGUGGCCAAAUGCCGCAGAGAUUGGGCCUUCCAGGAAAGAGACAAGAUCGUGGCAGAAAGAGAGAGUAUACGGACGUUGUGUGAUAACCUGCGGCGUGAGAGAGACCGAGCUGUGAGUGAUCUUGCUGAUGCGUUACGUAACCUUGACGACCUGCGCAAACAGAAGAAUGACGCAGUGAGAGAACUGAAGGAGCUCAAGGACUGUAUGGAAGAGCAGUUGGAGAAGGAGGCACGGUUUCGUCAAUUGAUGGCGCACAAUUCUCACGACUCGGCUAUAGAUACAGACUCUCUGGAGUGGGAAACUGAGACGGUGGAGUUUGAGAGAAGUACAGAUGACUUGGAUUUGAGCGCUUUGGGGUUCGAUAUUGCGGAGGGGGUGAGCGACCCAUAUUUACCAGGAGAUUAUGGGAUAUUUGUGAGCAAGGUGGAUAAAGGAAGCAUUGUGGAGGGCAGGUUAAGAGUGAAUGAUUGGUUGUUGAAGAUAAACGAUGUGGAUCUGGCCAAUAAGGACAGGAAGCAGGUGAUAAAGGCCGUGUUCAGUGGGGGCGGAGUCAUCAACAUGGUGGUGCGCAGGAGGAAGUCUCUGGGAGGACGUACGGUCACCUCCGUUCAUCUUACAGUAGCAGGUCUCAAAGAUUGUGGUGUUGGGUUGGAGAGUGGUGUGUUUGUAUCAUCUAUUUCUCCAGGCAGUCCUGCAGCCAAAGAUGGAUCUGUGUGUCCGGGGGAUCGGCUUCUCAAUAUAAAUGGAAUUUCACUUGAUAAUAAGUCAGCGAGUGAAUGUGAGAAUCUUCUGCGGAGCUGCAGAGAAUCAGUUUCUCUUUCCAUCCUAAAGUUCUUUCCUCAGAGUUUGUCAGGUCAGAGUAUCGCUGAGAGCCCACGUGACUGCGAGAGGAACUCCAACGGGAAGUCGACAGACCAUCUGCAGCCCUGCAGGAAACAACCAAUCAGCAGCCACUCUCAUAAAGACAUGUACAGCCCCACCCGCGACGUCGAGAGCGAGCGCAGCCAGCGUGUGGCGCUGUAUCGCCCGGAACCCUAUCAUGAGAUCUGCUGUCCGCAUCCAAACUCUAAACGACCUCUGACAUUUCACCCUGUUUCCUCCGGUGACUGUACCACAGUAGAGGUGGGUCAGGACUGGAGAUGUGUCCCACAGAAGCAAAGUGGCGGCACUUGGCCCAAAAUGAUGGCAAUUGCCAUGACAACUGCCGAUAGCGUACCACCGCUCUCUAUUUUUAAGACUCGAACGAAGCGGAAGUCGAUAUUUGAAGCAGAUAUGUUUAAACGGCCAGAAACACCAUCCAAACUGGACUAUGCCAAUUUGUCCCAAAUGUCCAAACAUUCCCCACAGAGCUCCUGGUCAGAGGGGGCACCACAAAUCCCACCCGAUCCACCAAAACGCAGCGAUUCUUUCAAAUUCAAACACAAAGCGCAGGGAAGCUCCGCCUCCGAUUCAACCAUCACCACAGGCUCUCCCCCAGCCACGCCUGUUCAGACCACACCCUGUCUCGGUCUCGGAGAUAAACCCGAUCAUGAUGCUGAAGGUAGGGACCACAUUGGGAACGUUCCUCGGAGACAGGGGUCUGGCGGUGGAGGGCCGUUUAUGGAGGAAUUACCUGGACAGAGUGCAGAUGAACUAGAGAUGAGGAGAGGAAGACUGGACUCUGCACCCGCCCAACGCCGCAGUCUCACUCCCCUGAAGAUGCCAGUUCCACAGAGCAUCUCUCAUGAUGAACAUUCUCCUGAGCCUGUGGAUCUGGUUCGCUUCUCCCCAUUCCGUUCAAAUCGUCAUAGUACAGGCUUCUCACCUGCACAACCACAUGGCACUCCAAGAACUCUGUCUCCAUACCCUGCUGUCACUGCGGUGAUGAGAAACCCAGUGUACACAGCCUGGAGUCACUGUGUCAAAACCACUAAUACACCAUCUGCCCCAGGACACACAUACACACAAGUCAGUCCACAGCAUCAGGGCCGCUGGAGUGUGGAUCUCAACCACAAACGUUCUGGUGAAUUCUUCGACAGUUCCCGUGGAUCAGUACAUAAUACCAACUCCCUGCCCUCCACCGCGAGAAAAGGUUUGUCUCGGUAUCAGGAACAGCGCAUUAAAAUCCCCUCCACGCCUCGCUACGCCCGGUCUGUUCAGGGCUCAGACAGAGGAUCUCUGUCUCACUCCGACUGCAGCAGCCCCAGCCUUGUAACUCCGCCCCUCUCUCCUCUGGACGCCACCUCCUUCACCGGCAGCCAAUCACAGGGCUCCAUCUCCAUCCAGACCAGGCUGUCAGUCAGCCCUGUGCCUUUAGGAGACAGGAGAAGAGACAGGCCGUACAUAGAGGAGCCACGGUGUGUCACCAUCCCCAAAGGGGCGGAACCUCUGGGCAUUUCCAUUGUGGGUGGGGAGAAUGGAGGCAUUUUUGUUUCUAAGGUAACGGCGGGUAGCAUCGCUCAACAGCACCACCUGGAGUUUGGAGAUCAGCUUCUCGAGUUUAACGGUAUUAAUCUGAGGAACGCCACAGAGCAGCAGGCGAGACUCAUCAUAGGCCAGCAGUGUGACACCAUCACUAUACUGGCACAAUACAACCCGCACAUGUACCAACUGGGCAAUCACUCUCACUCGAGCUCCCGUAUGGAAUCGUCCAUAAGCUCUCACUCGACACCCGGAACACCCGACACGCAUUCCAACGUAGAUGCGCUCAGUGAACACGAUGAAGGCAACAUGGUCCCGCCCUCUAAACUGGCCACAUCCAGUCCUCACAGUGUCAUCAGAGACCGGAGUGAGGCCGGGAAACAGCCGGAGCCGAGGCAGGUGGUGUUGAGGAAGACACAGGUGGAUCUGGGCUUGAAGCUCUGUGGUGGAAACCUGACAGGUGUUUUCGUGGAGAGUCUGGAGGAGGACAGUCCUGCUUUAGGAGCUGCUGGUCUGCAGCCUGGAGACAUUAUAUUGGAGUGUAACUCAGUAAGUUUGAAGAAUAAAACCGCUGAGGAGGUUUAUCUAGAGAUCCUGAAACCAGCAGAGACCGUCACCCUCAGAGUCCAGAACCGACUCGAACACUUCAGGAGGAUUAAAGACACACCUGGAGAUGGAUUCUACAUCAGGGCGUUGUUUGACCAUGUUGGUGAGUUGGAGCACGAGUUGAGUUUUAAGAAGGAUGAUAUUCUCUAUGUGGACGACACACUGCCCAUGGGAAAUUUCGGCUACUGGUUGGCAUGGCAACUGGACGAGAAUGCUCAGAAAAUGGUGCAAGGACACGUGCCCAGCAAGUGCAUGAUUGACCAAGACUCGCAACGGCGAUUCAGCGUCACUGACAGCAAAGAUGACAGCGGUUCUGGUAAAACUCUAUCGGCCGUGGCACGUCGGUCGUUCUUUCGUCGUAAACUCAAACACAAGCGCAACAGCUCCAAAGACGGCCGCGAUGCCCCUGCGGCCGAUGCCAUCAGCACGGAUUCCAUGCCGUACAUGGAGGAUUGUUUAAGCGUGGCCUAUCAGCGUGUGCAGAAAGUGGAAUCGACCAAUCGCAGGCCGGUGUUGAUAUUGGGGCCUCUUGUCGAGCCAGUCAAAGACAUGCUGCUCAGAGGGGCACCUGGGAAAUACUGCCGCUGUUUACCUGAGGGAAUGAAGGCGACCCAGCAGGCCAUUGAGCGAGGGGUCAAAGACUGUCUCUUCAUCGAUUACAAGCGGCGGAGCGGACACUUUGAUGUGACCACAGUAGCGUCCGUGAAGGAAAUGACAGAUAAGGACUGUCACUGUCUGCUCGACAUCGCACCACACGCCAUUGAGCGCCUGCAUGUCGUAAACAUUUACCCCAUCGUCAUUUUCAUACGAUACAAAAAUGCCAAGCAGAUCAAGGAGCAGAAAGAUCCCGUGUAUCUGCGAGAUAAAGUGUCACAAAAACAUUCCAAAGAGCAGUUCGAAUCGGCGCAGAGGAUCGAACAAGACUACAGCAAAUACUUCACAGGUGUCGUCCAGGGCGGAAGUCUGUCCAGCAUAUGCACACAGGUCAUGGCCGUAGUGGACCAGGAACAGAACAAAGUUCUCUGGAUUCCCGACGGAACCACGUGAAUAAACAUGCGACUUUAGAACGGUCUACCACUAUUAAAGCAACACAUUCACCUGCAAACUUACAACACAGACACUCCUCUGCUGUAAACAACAGCUCUGAAACUCACUACAACACAACUAUGGCUGGGCGAUAUAUCGAAUAUUCAUGAUAUAGAUACACAAUGAUUGGUUGGCAAAUGUAGCAGCAUUGUGAAUAUCGCAAUGAUUCUCAUGUGCUUUUUAUCUGGCCACGAGCUUCCGGAAGACGGUGCCACUAGACUAGUUCUGUGAUCCUUCCUUGAGCAUCAAGACCGAGAUGCUUUAAUAAUGUCUCACUUAUUUCACUUAUUUAACGAAGUCAGUCCAGAAUCAGCUUUUGAGUUUUUAUCAUAUACGUUUUUUACGUUAAUCUGGAUUCCGACAUGAAAAUGGCUAUAGAAGCCGGAAUGGCGUUAAAAACAAACAUUCACACUUAAAGGAACAGUUCACUAAAAAAUGACAAUUCUCUCAUCAUUUACUCACCCUCAUGCCAUCCCAGAUGUGUGACUUUCUGUAUUCUGCAGAACACAAAUGAAGAUUUUUAGAAGAACAUUUCAGCUCUGUAGGUCCAUACAAUGCAAGUGAAUGGUGACCAGAACUUUGAAGCUCCAUAAAGCACAUAAAGAUAGCAUAAAAGUAACCCAUACAGACUCCAGUGGUUUAAUCCAUGUCUUUAGAAGCGACAUGAUAGGUGUGGGUGAGAUCAGAUCAGUAGAUCACUAUUUAAGUCCUUUUUUUACUAUAAAUUCUCUUUCCUGACCAGCAGGUGGCGAUAUGCAUGAAGAAUGUGAAUUGCCAAAAACAAAAGAAGAACUCUUAGGAGAGAAGAGCGCUUAGGAGGGCUGUUUGAAAGUGGAGAUAUAUAGUAAACAAGGGCCCACCUAUCUCACCCACACCUAUCAUAUCGCUUCAGAAGACAUGGAUUAAACCACUGGAGUUUUAUGGAUUACUUUUAUGCUGCCUUUAUAGAGCUUUUAGAGCUUCAGAGUUCGGAUUCACUUGCAUUGUGUGAACCUACAGAGUUGAAAUUCUUUUAAAAAUGUCAUUUUUGGGUGAACUAUCCCUUUAAGUAGCAAACAUGUUGUUGAUUCAUUUCUGUGAAUCAGCUCAAAACUGAAUCAGUUCUGAAUUAUUAAUCAAUUCAUGAGUGAUACAAUGAUUCGUUUGCAUCAUCACUUAAAUACUGUAUUUUCACAGAGUGUGUGGCAUUUUUCAUGUAUUCAAAUGUUUAGUAAAAUAUAUAUAUAUAUAUAUAUAUAUAUAUAUAUAUAUGUCAGUAAAUAUUGCUCUUUUUUACUUGUAUUAUGUUGGAGCAUAUGAAUGAAAAUAAUUAAAUUUAUCUCUUUCUUGAGUUCAUUUAGUGAAAAACAUGCCUUGAUUAUUUGUAACUACCGACAGAUUUUUCGUUGUUUUUUUUUUUUACCAUAUUUUACAUUAAAUGUUUUGAAUAUACAGUAUGUGGCAACAAUGGCUGAGUGGGUUAAAUGAUGGUUUCACUGAUUUAUUCUGUGUGAACUCAACCAGAAAUCCCCACUUUAAAAAUUAUUAGUAUUUUAUUUUUUUACUGGUGAAAUAAAUGACAAUGAAAGGCAAAAUACUGAAUGCCAUGGAUCAAUAUUUACUGAGUAAUCCUUCAUGUUGUGGGGGGUCAAAAUGAUCAUUUUUGCAGAUUAUUUUAUUUUAUUUUUUUACAUUAUUUGUACUUCAGACUUUUGUUUUGUUGGACAAGAAAAAUUAGCGUCAUACCACGAGUCCCACAGUUGGUUUUCGCCCAUUCAAAACAGAUAAAUUUACGCGCAGAGCCACAUUCAGAGCCCCGUAUCUCUGGGACUUAACCAUAUAUGGACUUAAAAAUGAGGAUACAAAAAGAAAAGUUUGUUCUGAACCAGCAUCUAAAAGGAUAUUCGGAUAUCUUUAAUACUUCUGGAGUUAUAGGCACUCCAACUUUGGAAAAAUGACACAAAAAUAGUGUUUUUCCCAUAUUUGGACUCACACCAUUGGUGUAUAAUGCAACAAGAGCUUCUGAAGUCAACUGAUUUUAGUUAUAGAUCUACCAAUCUCUGUGUAAAAAUAAAAUCAUGAUGCUGACUCCUUUCUAAGGUUAGAUUUUUGACCUGUAGUUUUGCGCCAAAAUCACAGGUGAAAAUUGUCAUUUUGGCCCCCCUCUACAAAAUAAUGGAUUAUUCAGUUAAUAUUAAAACCUUUGGCUUUCAUCAUCAUUUAUGUUCAUCUUUGUUCAGAAAAAGUAUUAACGAAAUCAAAAUUUUUAGCUGGGGACGUUCCUAAAACUUGGUUUAUUUGACGUAGAAUAACCCAAAAAUCAUCCUUUAAAACCAUUUCGGCCCAAAUACGUUUUGUCAGAUAUAUAUUGCAUAUCAUAUCAAGGCUGAAAAAAUGUCGCUAUAUUACCCAGCCCCGAACGCAACACAACACACAUGACCUCUCAGGCAGCGGUCAGCAGACGUGACCGAAAAAGCAAUAUCUCCCAAUCACUGUUUGAUUUGCUUUCUCUGUGGUAACACUAAUUUAUGAGGACUUUUCUGUAGUUUCUCAUGUUUACAGGGCUGAUGUUUAUGAAGCAGCUUACUUGAAUGUUUAACUUCAUGUAUCUGAUCCAAUCAGAGCACACUAAACCAAGUCAUCGGUGCAUGGUAGUUUGAAACACAUUUGCGUUUUCUGACGUUAAAAAUACUAUUACGCUUUUUAUCUGUUCUCUGUGUUGAAAGGUACGUUCAUCGUAAAAUGAAAAUUCUGUUCAUUUACUCGUAAAGAGAUAUUAGGCAGAAUGAACGAGCAGCGUGGACGUUGUUUGUGUUGCACGGAAGACAGUCAUACGGGUUUGAUGUGAGGGUGAAUAAAUGACCGUUUUCGGGAGGUGAACUGUGCCUUUAAGCUUUAAUGUAGCAGUUCUUGUAUUUUUUUUUUCCCCUUUAAGUGUACUUUAUUAUUUAAAUGCAAAAUGCAAUCUGCUGCAUGAUAAUUUUACUAUAUGCUCGGAUUAUUUUUACUGUCAAUUUAAUGUUUCAUUUUUAACUCUAAUUUAAAUGUAUUUGGGAGUUUACGUAUUAGGCAGCGCUAAAUUCUUUUUCUUAAAAUCUCAUCUCCUUCUCGAAAAAACAAGUGUGCCAAAUAAUUUCCUCUGCUUUGCCUGUAUUAUGCACUUCUACUUUAUUAAUUCAUUAAUCUUCAUUCAGGAACUACACAAGUCAUCCCGUUUACUUAAACCAGCACAUGUAAAACACAGCCAUCAUGCUUCACGUGAGUCGCACACUGUGACAUCACUUCCUGUUCUGCCCAAUGAAACGUGUCACCUCUGUAACAUGCUUUGAAAAAGUCAAUGUUCUUCCACUCAACAGGGAAAAUAUUAAAUUACAGCCUCGUAACUGCCAAUAAUGAUGCUGGUGUUGAAGUAGAGCAGAUAAUUACUGAAUAAUACUGAGUUUGUAGCUUAAAAAAUGUACAAUUCCACUUCUGUGUGACUUUAAUAGUAGUUGUGUUAUAUAACACCCUGGUACUGUCACAUUAAAGAACUCUAUGAGAAAAUACAUAUGAUUUUGUAAUUGUUGCAUUAAUAAAGACUAAAUGAAACAUGA